CUCGCUUUGUAUCAUGUGUGACUUAAUGCCGGUCUCUGCCACUCUGUCUGCAGUCGGUCGUACCGGAGAAACCGAAGCGCUGGAUUCAAGUGUUUAACCCGGCACUCUGUGGCUGUGAGACACUCAAUUCCUGUGGACAGCUGGGAUGCGCUGUGGUCUGGAUGGCUAACGGACAGGGUCACGGACCAAUCACAUGACAAGAUGCUGGCUCGCAACCGCUUCCUCCUCCUCGUGGUGGUGGGCGGGGCAGCACUGGCCAUCAUCAGUCUCAGUCUUCAGUUCUUGAACCUGAUCCCAACCACUCCCAUAGUGGAGGAGCAACCCUUCCAGGCUAUUGAUGGAGGCCUUGGUGUGGGUCUGGGGAAGAGCAGAAAGAGAGUUUUCCUGGUGCCUCACACUCAGGAGCCUAACCCUGUAUCUGAAGCCUAUGGCUACUGCAACAUUCCAAACCGCACAGAACAGGCCUGGGAGGGUCACAGUCCUGCCGACUACAAGCUGCUCUCUGUCCAGGUGAUGAUUCGCCAUGGAGACCGUUACCCACUCUACUCCAUCCCAAAGACCAAACGACCCGCCAUCGACUGCACCCUGUCCAUCAGGAGGAGGCCUUCCCACCCCCUACUGAGCUCCUUCAUCAGUCACAUGGGCCAGGGAGGGCGUGGCCACUGGGAGUCACUACUGGGCUCUGUUCCCCGUCUGCCCAACCACAGUGUUUGUGAGAUGGGAGAACUCACACAGACAGGUGUGGUACAGCACCUACGCAACGGGCAGCUUCUCCAACAAGCCUACAAGCGUCACAAUCUCCUCCCUGCCGAUUGGUCGCCCCGCCAGUUGUGGGUAGAGACCACAGGCAAGAGCCGGACUGUCCAGAGUGGACUGGCCUUCCUCUAUGGCUUCCUCCCAGACUUUGACUGGACGAAGCUAACAGUGCGUCACCAGUGGAGCACAUUGUUCUGCGGUUCAGCCUGUGAUUGCCCUGCCAGGAACAGAUAUCUGGAGGAGGAGCAGAGGAGGCAGUAUCGGCUCCGGGUGGCCGAUACUGAGCUGGAGAGGACUUACGCCGACAUGGCACAGACUUUGGGUCUGCUUACCCGCCAGCUCCGAGCUGCAAACCCUAUAGACUCCCUCCUGUGCCACCUGUGCCACGGCCUGUCUUUCCCAUGCGUUCCCAUGGGAGAUACUGGCACCGGUGGAUGUCUGACAAUGGCACAGUUUGGUGUGAUCCGUCAGCAGCAGCUAGAUGAUGAGGUAGAUCGGAGAAGAGUGGGGCUGUACCACAAAUACGCCAUCCUGGCUAUGUACCCCUACCUCAACCGAACCGCUGCCAAGAUGGAACGUGUUGCCAAGGCCAGUGAGCCUGGCCGACGGCCUCGAGCAGGGGGCGAGGAAGUCUUCACCCUCUCUUCAGCUCAUGACGUCACCAUGGCCCCAUUGCUGAGUGCCCUGGGACUGGAGGAGGCCAGGUUCCCACGUUUUGCAGCAAGAGUGGUGUUUGAACUGUGGAAGAGUCCCCCAAUGACUCAAGGGCAGCAGAAGAAGAGAACUGGCAAAGGUAAUAAGUCGAAAGCGAAAGAUGGCGAACUGUUCAUCAGGGUGCUGUACAAUGGCGAGGACGUGACAUUUCAUACCACCUUCUGUCGCUCCCACGACCGCCAUGCCAGCCAGCCCCUCUGCCCUCUGAAGAACUUCCUGUCUUUUGUCAGGAGAGACAUGUUCAGUGUUGUCAAUGCUACAUCCUACCAGGGGGCCUGCUACAGACGCCCUGGUUGAAAGAAAGACUGGAGACGAGGAUGAAUGAGAAAAGAUGCAGAGUUGGCAGAUCAUUGUACUUUCCUUGUCUUUUAGUUCUCUACUUUUGAAGAUGGUGCACUUUUAUGUAGCUCAGUGUAUAAAAAUUCCACAUAUUUUUAAAUCUAGUCCUUAACAUCCAUGAGGACUAAGUGACUGGCAAACGCACACUUUACUGCACAUCACAUCUUGGUCGGAAGUCUUCAGUUUCUAACCUCUCUAAAAACUUCAAAAUUCUCUUUUGAAUAUUGUAUCUUUGCUCAAGCAAAUCUGUAAGGGGAGUUGUACAGCACUUAGCCACUUUAUUCCUACAUUCCAUAAUACCAUGGAAUUGUAAAAUUCCAGUAUUCCCAAAUGCCUGCUAGUAAAAAGGGAAUAUAAAAGAUGGAAAUACUACGCUGGAUUAAACAUUCUUGGGAAAUAUUUUGUGUAUAAUAAUCUUUUCAGUGAAAAUACUCGUUGGGCUACUUUUGGCCACAUUAGUCAAUAUGACUAACUCAUUUGUGAUUUAGCAUUUCUUUGAGUUGUAAUGUUUAUUCAUUGCAGUAGCUGUCUCUUUAACAUCAAGGUUUAUUUCUACUUUCACUCAGUGAUGUGGAUCUUUUUCUUCCAUUGCUUUAUUAAAAUUGACUGCGGUACUUUGAAAAUGGCAAGUGAUAAGUGUUUUUUCCUUACAUUAAUUUACAACUACAGGACAUUUGUAUUUAUAUUAAUUGGUGAUAUAACUGGUCACAUUCCACUUUUUGUUUUUGCUUGAAGGAUACUUAAUCUAAUUGUAAUACAAUAUUCAAUCUGAUUAGACAUUUAUACUGUAAAGCACAUACGGAGUAAAAUAAAUACUCAUGUUUUCCUUGUAUAUGUUUCAGUGGUAUUUUUAUAUCAGUUUUGCUUGGUUUGCUGAUAAGUUGUUUCUUCACUAUAUUUUGGUAUAAGCAAAAAUCCCAACGUUGCAUUAUAUGC
Molecule: messenger RNA, 2745 nt
Organism: Xiphias gladius (swordfish)
Lineage: Eukaryota; Metazoa; Chordata; Actinopteri; Istiophoriformes; Xiphiidae
Gene: pxylp1
Product: 2-phosphoxylose phosphatase 1
Exons: 6
Coding region: 202-1767 (521 amino acids)
Biological process (GO): dephosphorylation; glycosaminoglycan biosynthetic process; chondroitin sulfate proteoglycan biosynthetic process
Cellular component (GO): Golgi apparatus
Molecular function (GO): phosphatase activity
Source: RefSeq, a predicted model, not a curated record